Prosopis cineraria is the source of this 1647-nucleotide messenger RNA. RefSeq names its product guanosine nucleotide diphosphate dissociation inhibitor At5g09550. Lineage: Eukaryota; Viridiplantae; Streptophyta; Magnoliopsida; Fabales; Fabaceae. Bases 133 to 1467 code for a protein of 444 amino acids. Gene Ontology annotation, cellular component: cytoplasm. Gene Ontology annotation, molecular function: Rab GDP-dissociation inhibitor activity. Gene Ontology annotation, biological process: protein transport; vesicle-mediated transport; small GTPase-mediated signal transduction. The transcript has 13 exons. The record is from RefSeq and is a predicted model, not a curated record.
CGCAAAUCGAAAUCGCAAAUCGAAAUCGCCCGUGUCUAAUCUCGCUCAUUUUUGGACCUCUCGGUCUAAACAGCGCUAUUUCUUUCUCUUCUUUUCUCACCACGUUCUUAAUUCAUCUGAAGUUGAAUUGCCAUGGAUGAAGAGUAUGAUGUGAUUGUCCUCGGUACAGGCCUCAAGGAAUGCAUCCUCAGUGGCCUUCUCUCAGUUGAUGGUCUCAAAGUAUUGCAUAUGGACAGAAAUGAUUACUAUGGUGGAGAGUCUACAUCUCUUAAUCUUACACAGUUAUGGAAGCGGUUUAGAGGAGAUGACCAGCCACCAGAGAACCUGGGCUCAAGUAGAGAGUAUAACGUUGACAUGAUACCUAAGUUCACAAUGGCCAACGGACUUUUGGUUCGUGUACUAAUCCACACUGAUGUUACAAAAUAUUUGAAUUUUAAAGCUGUAGAUGGCAGUUUUGUGUAUAAUAAGGGAAAGAUUUACAAAGUUCCAGCCACAGAUGUUGAAGCACUGAAAUCACCAUUGAUGGGGCUGUUUGAGAAGCGCCGUGCUCGAAAGUUCUUCAUUUAUGUACAAGAUUAUGAAGAAAGUGAUCCAAAAUCUCAUGAAGGGCUAGAUUUGAACGAAGUUACAGCAAGGCAGCUUAUUUCGAAAUAUGGGUUGGAAGAUGAUACAAUUGAUUUUAUUGGUCAUGCAUUGGCACUUCAUAGAGAUGAUAGUUACUUGGAUCAGCCAGCCAAGGAGUUCGUAGAAAGAAUAAAGCUUUAUGCAGAGUCCCUAGCACGUUUUCAAGGAGGUUCACCUUACAUAUAUCCAUUAUAUGGACUGGGAGAAUUGCCUCAGGCAUUUGCACGUUUAAGUGCAGUAUAUGGUGGAACUUACAUGCUCAACAAACCAGAAUGCAAGGUUGAGUUUGAUGAUAAUGGAAAAGCCAUUGGUGUGACCUCUGAAGGAGAAACAGCUAAAUGCAAGAAAGUUGUGUGUGAUCCAUCAUAUCUACCUGAUAAGGUCAAAAAGGUUGGAAAAGUUUCACGUGCCAUAUGUAUCAUGAGCCAUCCUAUUCCAGAUACCAAUGAUUCUCACUCAGCGCAGGUCAUUCUGCCACAACAGCAACUUGGUCGUAAAUCAGAUAUGUAUCUUUUUUGCUGCUCUUAUGCUCAUAACGUAGCAGCAAAAGGAAAAUAUAUUGCUUUUGUUUCAACAGAAGCAGAGACUGAGCAGCCUGAGGUGGAAUUGAAGCCUGGAAUUGACCUUCUUGGACCUGUAGAUGAGAUAUUCUACGACACUUAUGAUGUAUAUGAACCAGUGAACGACUGUGAAGCUGAUGGUUGCUACAUCUCUACUAGCUAUGAUUCCACUACCCACUUUGAGUCUACGGUAAAAGAUGUGCUUACCCUGUACAGUAAGAUCACUGGAAAGGCUGUUGAUCUUUCUGUGGAUUUGAGUGCUGCAAGUGCUGCAGCUGAAUAAAAAUGUUCCUAUAGACUUGCCUAAGUUAAAAAAAGAAAAAAUUUAUUUCAUAUGUUUAUUUCGUGAUUCUUUCUUAGAUAUUCUAAUGGAAAGUGAAUAACUCAUAUAUACUCAUUCUUUUAACUAGGUCUCCUACUUGUUUGCUGGGAUGAAUGUCCUAAUUGUAGGAAUUACAUUUUA